UUGAGUUGUCGGGUUGAGAAGGAGGAGUGCGGUUGGAGUGUGAGAGGGUCGCGGCCGCGAUGAUCUGACAGAUGAAAUAGCGAAAAAAAACACAGAGAAGGCGGGCGUCCACCCACAUUAAACAAUGUUCCCCAAAGGCAAAGGCACCCCGGUGCCGUCGGACAGCCAAGCGCGAGAAAAGUUGGCCCUAUACGUCUAUGAGUACUUGUUACACAUAGGAGCACAGAAGUCUGCACAGACCUUUUUGUCAGAGAUUCGAUGGGAGAAAAACAUAACACUCGGAGAACCCCCCGGAUUCCUACAUUCAUGGUGGUGUGUAUUCUGGGACUUGUAUUGUGCUGCACCAGAGAGGAGAGAGACAUGUGACCACUCCAGUGAAGCAAAAGCCUUCCAUGAUUACAGUGCAGCAGCAGCCCCCAGUCCUGUGAUGGGAGGGAUGCCCCCUGGUGAGGGCAUGCCAGGAGGACCAAUGCCACCUGGCUUUUUCCAGGGUCCUCCUGGUCCCCAGGGCUCUCCUCACCCCCAGCCUCCUCCCCCUAACAGUAUGAUGGGGCCUCACAGUCAGUCUUUUAUGUCACCUCGCUUUGCUGGAGGCCCAAGAGGUCCCCCCAUUAGAAUGGCCAACCAGCCACCAGGUGGAGGACCAGGUCCUCAUCCCAUGCUGCCAAACAUGGACCCCACACGGCCACAAGGCCAUCCUAACCUGGGGCCAAUGCAGAGAAUGAGUGGCCCCCGAGGCAUGGGACCCAUGGGCCCCGGUCCUCAGAACUUCGGUGGUGGGAUGAGGCCUCCACACAACACCAUGGGACCUGGCAUGCCAGGAGUGAACAUGGGCCCAGGGACUGGUCGGCCAUGGCCCAAUCCCAACAAUGCCAACUCUAUGCCUUAUUCAUCACCCUCUCCUGGCGCAUAUGGGGGGGCAUCUGGAGGAGGAGGACCACCUGGAACUCCCAUCAUGCCUAGCCCUGCAGACUCAAACAACUCUGGUGACAACUUGUACACCAUGAUCAACACUGGACCUGGCAACCGAAAUAAUUUUCCAAUGGGCCCAGGCUCUGACGGACCCCUGGGAGCCAUGGCUGGGAUGGAACCACACCACAUGAAUGGGUCACUAGGCUCUGGUGAUAUGGAUGGAAUGAACAAGAAUUCCCCAAACAAUUUAAGUGGCAUUAGCAAUCCUCCUGGGACCCCGAGGGAUGAUGGGGAGCUGAGUGGAAACUUCCUCCACUCUUUUCAGAGCGAGAACUACUCUCCAACCAUGACGAUGAGUGUGUGACCUCCUUCGUCGAACCCACCCAACAUUAUUUGCCAUCAUUCCAAGGAUCUGAACUCACUAAUAGGACACAGCCAAUCACAGCAGCACCGAAUCAGGGACAGGCACCACUUUGGUUCCUCACGUACGCCAGAAUGCUGAUCGGAGUAAAAAUCUAAAUGGCUGGCGACUACGGCUCCUUGCUCAAAGUGAAGGACAAUUUUUUUCCAUAUUUCACAACCCCCGAUUGUGACAAAACCAGCUACUGAAAUGCAUACAUGACACGUUUUACGUUCUCUGCAGAGCCCUCAUAUCCCCUCUUAGUCCCCUCUGCCCCAGAGUGAAGAAGAGAGGAAAAAAGUGGUUGAAGUUUACCUCUUGUACUUUUGAAUUAUUGCUUUGUGGUGCAAGAUGUGCAGGAAAUGUCUCUGCUUUUGUCCCUUAAAACACUGGAGAGUGUGCAUAUGCAUUGUGUGUGCAAAGUCUUUGUCUUGUCAUUUUACUUAUCGCCAUGCAUUACACUGUGUCACAAACGUCAGUUGACAUAGGACUCCGAAUUUGCCUCCUACUCCGUGGCCACCUUUCUGAAUAAUGUACCAUUCUUCCCAACCCGACGUCCACUCUUCUGUUUUUAAAGAUGUUUUUCAAGGGGAAAAGAUGUGAAUGAACACAGCUCUUGUUGUGACGACCUUCCGCAGUAUGAAAGUGCUCCAAUUGUUCUUAGAGUGUCAAAUUGAUCAGCUUUGGAUCAGUUUUCAGUCUCUUGACUGUUGACAGCGAUGCUACCGUGCUCUCUGUGCCGUUUGAUGUUGACGGGGCCGGGACACUGUUGCGUUCUGUCAGGGGGAAGCAGACUUGGGCAUGAGACGUGAGUGCAUGAAUGCUGAGAAUCUGUGUACACAACAUACUACCUAGUGCUGCUCUUCUCUAUGUGGACACCUGCUUUAAGAUGUGGUGUAUAUCUCUUUACCUGCCUGUGCUUAACACUCUGUGCUCUUCAUCGUCGUAGCCUCCUGUGUUAUUUCCACUUUGGUUGAUUUUGAUGAAUGAGCUGCCCAUUUUAAUCUAAUAGGUAUUGGUUGUGCAUACUUGCCCCCCACCCCACCGUGUCAUUGGUCGUUGCCCCCUCCUCCCCCCGACCCCACACAUUUUUUUUUUUUUAUAUUUUGAUACAAUCUUUCACUAUGUAUAUUGGCCCUUCUAUUCAUUUAGUCAAAGCUUUCUAAACCGAUUCUAAUAGGCAUCAUUAUAAACUUAGCAGCAGUCUUGUAAAUGUGAUGAGGAUUUUUGUUUUUCCUGUGAACAUUAUGCAUUAUACACAUCUGUCCUAUGUUGCCUUUAUUUGCUGAUAUUUUUUUAUUUCAAAUUGAGGAAAGAUUGCUUGUUAAUAUAAUUUUACAAUAAGUUA
Messenger RNA from Solea solea (common sole), 2660 nucleotides. It is a transcript of the gene ssbp3b, whose product is annotated as single stranded DNA binding protein 3b. Gene Ontology annotation, biological process: positive regulation of transcription by RNA polymerase II. The transcript has 18 exons. Lineage: Eukaryota; Metazoa; Chordata; Actinopteri; Pleuronectiformes; Soleidae. The record is from RefSeq and is a predicted model, not a curated record. Gene Ontology annotation, cellular component: nucleus. Bases 125 to 1276 code for a protein of 383 amino acids. Gene Ontology annotation, molecular function: protein binding; single-stranded DNA binding.